Messenger RNA from Phragmites australis (common reed), 1979 nucleotides. RefSeq names its product protein TRANSPARENT TESTA 1-like. Gene Ontology annotation, molecular function: DNA-binding transcription factor activity. The record is from RefSeq and is a predicted model, not a curated record. Lineage: Eukaryota; Viridiplantae; Streptophyta; Magnoliopsida; Poales; Poaceae. The transcript has 2 exons. The coding region runs from base 322 to 1407 and encodes 361 amino acids. Gene Ontology annotation, biological process: anatomical structure development; regulation of gene expression. Gene Ontology annotation, cellular component: nucleus.
UCCCACGCGUUAUCUGAAGCAGGUUUUCUUAUUUCCUUUGCCUGCCUCGAGUGUGAAAUCCUCCAAAAACUUCAAACGGGCAAGGGACACACACAUAAAGCUAGAGAAGGCCAUUGGCGUCGAGCAUAUGUAUGGCCCUGGAUUAGUGGCCUUAGACCCUUCGUUUUCUGCAGGACCGUGACAGGCACGCCUUGACAUUAGGCUGCAUAGCUACCUCCUCUCCUCCCUUCUCGGCUCCUCCCAUCUUCUCCACCAAACCCCAAGAUCUAGAGAGCAAGUACGCACAUAUAUAUAUUAGGGAUCUGUCGGUGAUCAAGAUCUAUGAGGCUGCGGACUUGUGCCAUGGAAGGUGAGGCAGUCGGCUCGCCUUUCUUCCACUGGCUCAAGCCGCGGUGCUCUUCCCCUUCGUCGUCGCGGUCGUCGUCUGACUCGUCGUCAUCGACCUCGAUGGCGUCCAGGCGUCACGAAGAAGUACUUGGGGAAGAGGGAGAAGGUGGCGGAGAGCACGAAGUGAGCAGUAUGACGUGUCUGCCGCUGCUCAUCAGGCUCGAGGAGGGGGAAAGGCCCCAUGAUCUCGAGCAGUACCCUGUCAAAGAAGAGAUCAUGAGUGGUACGACCGGCGGUAUACCGGAGUCUGGAGUGGAUUUGAAUAUUGGCUUGCCGGUUGGUGGAUCCUGCAUUGAGGAUGCUGCUAUGGAAGACGAGGACGAUUACGUGGAGGACGACGACGAGGAAGAGAGUGAGAAGCGGAAGCAUAUGCGUGGUGGCUGCAAGGUGGAGGGGGAGGAGCAGGAGCAUGGCGAGGUGGUGGCGUCGGUGGAAGGAUCAAACAACACCGGCGUGGGAGAAUUUGGCGUGGUGGGUGCGGAGAGUGGCAUGCCGAUGGGCUGCCGGUACUGGAUCCCGACGCCGGCGCAGAUCCUCAUCGGCCCGGUGCAAUUUAUCUGCCAUGUCUGUAACAAGACCUUCAACAGAUAUAACAACAUGCAGAUGCACAUGUGGGGCCACGGGCGCGAGUACCGGAAGGGCCCGGGGUCGCUCAAGGGCACGCAUACGCUGGCGAUGCUGAAGCUGCCGUGCUACUGCUGCGCGGCGGGGUGCAAGAACAACAUCGCUCACCCGCGCGCGCGGCCGCUCAAGGACUUCCGCACCCUGCAGACGCACUACAAGCGCAAGCACGGCGCCAAGCCCUUCCGCUGCCGCCACUGCACCAUGCCCUUCGCCGUCAAGGGCGACUGGCGCACGCACGAGAAGAACUGCGGCAAGCGCUGGUUCUGCGCCUGCGGUUCCGACUACAAGCACAAGCGCUCCCUCAGCGACCACGUCCGCUCCUUCGGCGCCGACCACUGCCCCGUCGACGAGGCGCCCGCCGCCAGCAAGGACCGCAUCAUACGCUUCCAACGGUGAGGUCGAGUCACCUGCAGGUUCGUACGUACGCCGGUUCGUACAUGCGUGCCAUGAAACCGGCCCAUGCGAGUGUCCAAGUUGAUCAAGCUCUAGUACGUAGAUAUAUCAGUAACCAAGAAUGCUUAUAUAUCCAUGCAGGGGAUCGAUUUAAGAUGAAACAUGCAAAUAAAGCAAUAGCUAGCGCAAUAAGAUGGCUCGUGCCAAAUUAAGCUGUGAAGAAGCAGAAUUUUCUCCUGCUGGCCGAGGCAUGAGCUGCAGGCAGUGUUAAGGCGCUGUCUACGUAGAUCUGUAAUGAAGAAAAUUUUCCAGCUUCACAGGCUAAUUAGAUUGGCAGUUCGGAAUCUAAUAUGCAUUUUUACGAGACAAGCAAUAUCGAGGGCUGAUCAAUGGUUAAGUGGAAUAUAUUGAUCGAUCAGAUACCGUGUUAUCUAUGAAAAUCUGUCUUUUGAGCAAUUUCGCCGUGAAUGUUGUUUACAGAAAAUUGAGUUUGUAUUUUAAUAAUAAUCAGGAUGAGGAAUUAGUAGUAUGUACGCAGUUUUGGGGGGAGUAUUUCAGCCUUUUUAUUUAUUGAA